AUGAAUACUAAUUUUCGAUAUAAAUUUCACAAAGUUUUCUUUCUGCCCAUUAAUACAAAUACUUACUGUAUAGGUAAUGUCAUACCAAUUGUGUGGGAGCUUAUUUUAAAAAGUGAUGGUUCAUUUACUCAAAAUUUAAACUCUCUAACAGGUCAACUGAUUCAAGUAGAAAUAUUAUCACUGUAUAAUAACAUUAAAGCAGAAAAUGAUUAUACAAUAAGAGAAGUCUGGAUAAAAGAUCAACAAGGUAAUAAAUUAGCAUUUGCAAAGUCUAUUUGGCCUUACAAUAUGAAAACAAAUUUAUUUAUUUUACCUACAGAUCAACCAAUAGGUCAAUCUUUAAUACAGUUUAAAGUAGAUAUACAUAAAGACAUACAUGAGCUUUUUUAUGGUUACUGUCAAUGUUUAGAAAAACACUUUAAUUACAAUGAACCUAUGUGGGGCAGAAAAUAUACUCUUUACCAUGAACAUAAACAACUUGCAACAGUACAAGAGAUUUUUUCUCCACAAAUACUGAAAUUAUUUCAUUCAACAACAUUAUAA
Chondrus crispus (carragheen) is the source of this 543-nucleotide messenger RNA. The record is from the annotation of a RefSeq genome assembly. NCBI's taxonomy places the organism in Eukaryota, Rhodophyta, Florideophyceae, Gigartinales, Gigartinaceae.